Messenger RNA from Aplysia californica (California sea hare), 3187 nucleotides. Its product is annotated as sodium- and chloride-dependent betaine transporter. Gene Ontology annotation, biological process: sodium ion transmembrane transport. Gene Ontology annotation, cellular component: membrane. The transcript is spliced from 12 exons. The record is from RefSeq and is a predicted model, not a curated record. NCBI's taxonomy places the organism in Eukaryota, Metazoa, Mollusca, Gastropoda, Aplysiida, Aplysiidae. The coding region runs from base 1015 to 2991 and encodes 658 amino acids.
UACUCGUGCUCAGCAAACCAUUCAGCUUGUACAAAGAACUCUUGAGUUUAUCCCAUACAACUGUUAUUGUCGUUUUUGUAGUUGUUGUUGUUGCUGUUGUCGCUGUUGCUAUUGUGGUUUUCGAUCCAACAACAGCUGGGCUUUCGCCCCUCUGUCUAACGGUAUGCAAUGAUCAAUGCAGGUCUGCUGCAGUUACUUUUGGUUCCAUUGAGUGUGAGGUCUGUGUUUGGUUCUGGAAGGAGAAGUAAAGCUCUCAGGUCAAAUAGGCAUGUGCAGUCUCGCCUCAUACGCGUAGUCACAAGAAGGACACCUUGGGGGGAAGUUCUGGUUUUAUUCUGUGUAAGUUAAAGUGGAACUGUGUAAUUAUGUUCUGUUCGCAGGCGUAUGAUCGUGGUCUGUCCUUCUCCCAGAAGGUGGUUGAUACUGUCUUUUCGUUUCGUCCUUGUCAUAUGUUUGAAAACCGCUCUGUGUGUCGUUCUUAGGGCUCACCUGUUCAUCCAGGUUUGUUGUUGCUUUUAAUGCUUUGUUAUGAAGUGUUAUAUGAAGUUUACAUUUUGAGCUGUUCCAGUCUAGACCCCCUUAUGGUUAGUCUACCAUCUAGUUCAACUGCCGUUGGACCAGCAUCUUUAGUGAAAUGAUUAGGAUCUUUGCUGAAACAUGCAGAACACUUAAAUUCGAUUUGCGCUCAGUUUAAUUCACAUUAUAGAGUAAAAACACACAACAAACGAUCUUGUCAUCAGUUUAACUUAUGAAUAUUUUCGCCGAAAGGGUGAGAUUAGUCAUAGUAAUAUGAUCGCAGCGAUAUCAUCACAUGUCUUUUUUGCAUUUACUUAGACAAAACAUUUUCUACCCCAUCAGUCUAUCAUCGAAACCUUCUAUAAUUUCUUGAGCUCGACUUCGCCAAAGACGUACUACUAUUGGGUAUCGACGCCGCGGUUUACCAAACUCGACAAGGGAUUUGACACCAGAAAAGGCCUCUCGUGAAAAAUUAGUAUUGCCAGGGCUUCCUUCACCAUGGUCAAGUCCAACGCUUCUUCAAGCCCCAGAAAUUACACACUAAUACCGGACAGUUUAGACUCUGAUAGGAACUCAGAGGUCAUGUCUAGUAAUGGAAGGUACGUUCACCAUCCUGAGAGUGUCCCUUUGCACGAUGUUAUCGUAGAUAACGGUACCAACACAGCAACUGUUGGUGGUAAGAAUGAAGUACCUACCGGGCGCCCUACAACCGAGGAAAGCGAACUUUAUGAAAACGAGGCCAGUUCAGAAGAUGAUGGCGUUGUCUCAAGGGACAAGUGGGGGAGGAAAGUCGAGUACAUCUUGUCCAUGGUUGGCUACUGCGUCGGACUUGGCAACGUGUGGCGUUUUCCCUACGUGUGUAUCAGGAACGGCGGAGGAGCCUUCCUGAUUCCAUUUUUCAUUUGCCUGACGGUAUGUGGAUUGCCCCUUUAUUUCCUGGAAGUGUCAAUGGGGCAGUUUGUCAGCCUGAGCUCCUUUCAUGUCUGGAAUAUUUGCCCGUUGUCUAAAGGUCUUGGCAUCGCCAUGAAUGUGAUGUCUUUGAUUUGUGCCUGGUAUUAUUCAAUGAUUUUGGCCUGGACCCUUAUCUACCUCGUUAACUGUUUUCAAUCAACAUUGCCAUGGACUCAAUGUGGACAAUGGUGGAACACGGACAAAUGCAUGACGCCACAGGAACAGACGAUUGGUAAUAAAGGCGAAAACACAACAGUAGACGGGAUUGCUGGCAAUCUCACCAGUUUUGUUAUAUCUUACGGAAACGGGACUGCAGAUUUACUGGGAAACGAUACACUACUGAAUUCCACACAGAUCAGCAUGAGAAACGACAGUGUCAGCUCUAGCGAGGAGUUUUGGAUCCAUAAUGUCCUCCAACUGUCCUCUGGAUUCACUGACAUUGGCGGCAUCCCCUGGCAAUCUGGUGUCGCUCUGUUGGCCCAGGCAGUGGUUGUGUUUUUGUGUGUCAUCAAGGGAGUCAACUCAGUCGGCAAGGUUGUGUAUGUGACGGCCACACUUCCGUACAUUUUGCUGACUAUCCUUCUCAUCAAAGGCGCAACAUUGCCGGGUGCUUUAGACGGCGUCAUCUUCUAUCUGAAACCGGACUUCAGAGACAGUCUCGUGUUGUGCUUUGCUUGUGAAGGUACAAGCGUGUUUGCGGGUUUCACUAUCUUCACACUGUUAGGACACAUGGCCCACACUUUGAACGUGCCCAUUUCAAAGUUCGCCAAUACAGGGCCUGGCCUUGCCUUUGUGGUGUACCCAGAAGCCAUCUCGUACCUUCCUGUGCCACAGCUGUGGGGAGUUCUCUUUUUCCUGAUGCUCUUCACCCUGGGGCUGGACUCUCAGUUUGUGAUGUGCGAGACGUUUUUGACCACCAUCAGUGACGUGUUUCCGUGGUUGAUGAAGAGGAGACAGUCUCUCUUCAAGCUCACGUUUUUCUCAGUCCUGUUUGUUAUAUCUUUACCUUACGCCACGGAGGGCGGCAUGUACCUGUUCCAGCUAGUCGACUGGUAUUUCGCCGCCUAUGUCGUGAUCGUGAACAGCAUUUUGGAGCUGUUCGUUGUCAGCUGGAUCUACGGAGCUGAACGCUUCUUUGAUGACAUAAAGCUCAUGCUGGGAUAUCGACCACCGUACAUUUUUGCUAUUUUGUGGAGAUUUCUCACCCCACUAUUCCUUAUGACUGUACUGGUCAACACAUUGAGGACGUAUGGACCUCCUGUCUACCAAGACUACCACUACAGCCAGACAGAAGUAGCCAUCGGCUGGUGUUUGGCUACGGUCUCCUUCCUUCCCGUCCCCAUUUUCGCACUCUACAUACUGGCAAAAACACCUGGAUCCUUUAUACAGCGCUUGAAGACCACGUGCAGACCGUCCAGCCAGUGGGUGCCAGCAGAACCCAAACUGCGAGACGAAUAUAGGGCGGAAAGCAGACAGAAACAGCUGUGUACAUUCCCCGUGCCUUGUCUGGGGCAGAAGGCCUAGUGAAACGUGGGGUUGGCGAGUGCUCUGCUGGUGUGAUUUGCUCCUUUUCCGCUAUCAAACAUCUGUCAUCCUGAUAUCUCUUUCUUCUUAUUUCUGUUUGCCAAUCUAAGGUAGGGGGUGCCGUGGCGGAGCGGUCGGUGCACUCGUCUCCGAAGCCGAAAGUCCGGGUUCGAGCCUCGGUUCUGACAUGGAUUUU